Messenger RNA from Taeniopygia guttata (zebra finch), 1435 nucleotides. RefSeq names its product zinc ribbon domain containing 2 (gene ZNRD2). Lineage: Eukaryota; Metazoa; Chordata; Aves; Passeriformes; Estrildidae. The record is from RefSeq and is a predicted model, not a curated record.
GGGUCCGACCCCGUUUCACUGUCGGACCGUGGGGCUGAUUUUGUCACCCGGAACUCCCGCGUCGUUCUUUCCGCCCUGACUCGAGUGGCUUUUGUGACGUCAUUUCCUGCGCGACGCCGUCUCCGCAGCGGCCAUGGCGCUGAACGGCGGCGCGGACGAGGCCGAGGCGCGGCGGGAGCGGUUGGACCGGGCGAGCCGGGCCAUGGGGGCGCUGCUGCUGCGGGGGUACCGAAUGCUGGGGAGCUGCUGCCCGGAGUGCGGGACGAUUCUGCUGCAGGACAAGGAGCAGCGGCUGCUGUGCGUGAGCUGCCAGGAGCCCGAGGGGGGGAACGCUCCGCGGCCCGAGCGCGGCUCAGCGGCGGCGGCGGCUCCGCGGGGAGCGGCUCCCGCUGCCCCCGGGGCUGACGGGGACGGCUCCGGGGCCGAGUUCCCCGGUUGUCCCGGUUCCGCCGGUGCCGGUGCGGAUUUCCCCGGUUCCGCCGGUGCCGGUGCGGAUUUCCCCGGCUGUCCCGGUUCCCCCGGUGCGGCGGUGGCGGCGGCGCGGGCGGCGCUGCUGCAGAAGCUGCUCUGGGCCUCCCGGGAGCUGCCCCGCACCGGCUCCGUGGACGGCAGCGCGCGGCUCUGCCGCCUCAUGCGGGACUGCGCCCACGCCCUGCGGGGGCUGCGCGACCUGGAGCUGCCCGGGAGCGCCCCCGGGACACCCCCGGGACACACCGAGCCCUCCCGGUGACACCGGGCACCCCCCCGGGACACCCCCGGGACACACUGAGCCUUCCCGGUGACACCGGGCACCCCCCGGACACCCCCCCGGGACACACCGAGCCCUCCCGGUGACACCGGGCACCCCCCCGGGACACCCCCGGGACACACUGAGCCUUCCCGGUGACACCGGGCAACCCCCCGGGACAUUCCGGGCCCCCCCCGGUGACACCGGGCCCCCCCCGGCCCCCCCCGGGACACAGCGAGCCUUCCCGGUAACACCCCGGGAUCCCCCCGGUGACAACUUGAGAUCUCCCGGGACAUCCCGAACCUUCCCGGUGACACCGGGCACCCCCCCGGGACACACCGAACCCUCCUGGUGACACCGGGCACCCCCCGGGACAUCCCAAGCCCCUCCCGGUAACAACCGGGACCCCCCCGGUGACACAUUGGGAUCUCCCGGGACACCCCGAACCCUCCCGGUGACACCGGGCGCCCCCCGGGACGUCCCCGGGACAUCCCGAGCCCCUCCCGGUGACACCCCCGGGCCCCCCCGGUGCCAGCGGUGCCGGGCGGGACGGAGGCUCCGCUGUGAAACGGAGUCGGGUGGUUUAAAGGGUUAAAUCCCGGCUGAAAAUGGGCUAAAAACGGGUUUUUGUGUGAAAAAAUGGGGUGUCAGAGGGAUUUGGGGUGGUGAAAAUGGGGUUUUGUAGGAAAUAAAUCGGUGGAAAGUGGA